Molecule: messenger RNA, 1642 nt
Organism: Dendronephthya gigantea
Lineage: Eukaryota; Metazoa; Cnidaria; Anthozoa; Malacalcyonacea; Nephtheidae
Exons: 6
Coding region: 1147-1479 (110 amino acids)
Source: RefSeq, a predicted model, not a curated record
CUUUCCAUUUGUUUUUUACGUUUCAGUCGGGAAAAAACAUUUAGCUGCAACAUAGAAUUGAAUUUUUUUAUCUUUUUAUUUUCAGGUUUGUAUGCACAACUGAUACCUUCACUUUGAAUUUUGCAUGUACUGAUGUACGGCGCUUGCAUUCUCCGGUGGUUCAGUUUACGAGGACUGUAUAUAAUUCGUGAUACAAAGUUCGUUCUAAUCUAAAUUACUGUUUUCUAAUUUCGUCUUGAUUUAAAUCUUUGUUUACAAGAUGAAUGUGUGCAUGUGCAUGUGUUCGAAAUUUGAUUUCCUUCAUGAUGGUUAGGGCAGAAUAAUUAUAUUAACAUUUGGAUUUUGCAGUUAUUUCACUCGAAAACAAGUGUUUCAUAUAUAUAUAAAGUCAUAAAGCAAUCCAAAGCGAUAUUUUUUAACCACAAUUUGACCUUUCAAUAUAUAGAAACUAGUGUGAAAUUACUGAAAUACAAAACACUGAUUUCCAGUCUCCCGCGCUGCGCUGCGCAUACUCGACAGCGUGUUUAUUUUGAUAUUAGGGAAAUCAUAUUUCUUUGAACCAAAUUCAUGUAGAUUUCACUUAGCGAGCACCUGGAAACGCUAGGCUUAUUUAAAACAUUAAAACGUUUCGUUAAAGCUUAACAGGAUUUGGAAUCUUGUGAAGCUAGCUUGAGAGGGCACGCCUCGGUCAACGGAAGGAAAUAGGAUUCACAGUUUUAAUACACAGCGGAUGAUAUUUUGUCCGCGAUUUAACCGAUAACAGUGGUGUUCGCGAACGAAGAACAAAAUAUAGCAUUCUGAAUAUAUCUGGCACUUUACAAUAUAUAAUAAUCGAAGUGGUCUUAUUAUUGAGAUACCGGAAUUGGCGGUGGUAUUUUUAUAAAGAUUAUUAGCAUUCGCGUACGAUUUGUGUUUUGUAAGUCCGCUUAUAAAGUCAGAAACAAAAGCAGCUGAUUUUUGAGGUAACACAAGGCUGGUCCGUUUUCACGUUCUAUUCAAACGAUCCAGAGAAAGUAUAAACUGGAUGUUAUUGCGGAACAUACAACAAUGAAUUCGAAUGCCGUUCGACUACAUAACAGCCAAAAAUUGUAACAUUUCUGAAGGAAGAAUUGAUCGUCAACAAAGGCUGGCCGACAAAGUUGAGUAAUGGGAUGUCCUAUGAGCAAAAGAGUUCAGACAUCGUCAGAGACGAACACAAGUCCUGUUCAAAUAACUCAUACUUCCCCAAAUACUCCAGAUGAAAAUAGCAAUGGGGUUUUAAGGCCACCACAGCCAAGGAGGCCACUGUCAAAUUAUGAUAACUGCAAUAGUAAUGGAGUGAAACAUCUUCAAAAUAUUCCUGGGCAAAUAAACAAUCCCCUAGCUCCAGUUAUACUUAAAAACAGGCCAAGCACAAGGACACAGUCCCAAGUGGAAUUUUUCGCAAUGUUGGAUUCUAAAAUUGAAGCGGGCGCUGACCUUAGAGAUGAGGAAAGAUGAUAUCCAAUUUAACCCUAAGAGAAAAUCUUGUUCUCGUCAAAACACAGAUUAUUUAGUCGCCCAAGACAGUAAACUGCCUUAAAAUUCUCUCAAAACGGAGUAUCUAUGUUGUUCUCAACAACAAAAGCUGGAAUACCAUUUAAAAAAAAACGAGGGAAACUUA